This is a messenger RNA of Adineta steineri, 1542 nucleotides long. NCBI's taxonomy places the organism in Eukaryota, Metazoa, Rotifera, Eurotatoria, Adinetida, Adinetidae. The record is from the annotation of a GenBank genome assembly.
AUGUAUCUAAAGGGCGGUUUUUGGCUACCGAAUGAUUUUAUUGUUGAUCCAAUACCAUUAGCUUUAACAUUUGCUCAAUUAGCAAUAGCUAAAGGAGUUAAAAUUAUUGAAGACUGUUAUGUAGAAGAAAUUCUUACAGAACAACAACGUACUGGACAAUCGGAUCGUGUAACUGGUGCUGUAAUAUCAAAAGAAAAUUUUCCAACAUAUAUUCCAACAGUUUAUAAUCCUAAAGAACGUUUUUAUAUUCAACUAUUAGCUGAUCAUAGUGUAUUAAUUAGUGGUUUUCUACGUCAAUCAAAAUCUAUUUUUUCAAAUGGUGUUCCGGAUACAUUUUAUUUUUCACUUCUACCCGAUAAUUGGGAUGAUUUUUGUAGUGAAUGUGAAACAUUAAUUACUGGCGCUGAUAGUUUUACACCGGAUGGUCGAUCAAUAAUGAAUGAAUCAGCUGAAAUUGAUAAUUAUUUCGUUGCAUCCGGUUCUAAUGGACAUGGUAUAGCACUUGCUGGUGGUGUUGGAAAAUAUAUAACUGAAUUAAUACAUAAUGGAAAUACAAAUUUAAGUAUAUGGCCUGUUGAUAUACGACGUUUUAUGCGUUUACAUACCAAUAAACGAUUUCUUCAAGAUCGUUUACGAGAAAUACCAGAAGAUUUUGAAGAUUUAAGUAAACAAGGUACAUUUGGUAAAGCACGAUGGUUUAAUACAGUUAAAAAAGAAUAUAAUGCAUGUCGAAAAGGUGUAGCUGUUAUUGAUAUGACAUCAUUUACAAAAUAUGAAUUAAAAUCAGCAAAUCGAAGUGUUGUGGAUUUUCUUCAAAUGCUUUGUGCAAAUAAUAUUGAUAAGCCAAUUGGUACUGUUGUUCAUACAGGAAUGUUAAAUGAACAAGGUGGUUAUGAAAAUGAUUGUUCUGUUAUACGUUUAGGAGAAUAUCAUUUUCUUUUGUUGAGUCCAACGUCACAAUCAACUCGCAAUAUGAAAUGGCUUAAAACACAUGUACCAGAAGAUAAUUCUAUUUUUCUUUCGGAUGUAACUUCACUUUAUACAGCAUUGAAUGUAAUUGGACCAAAAGCCAAAUAUUUACUAUCCGAAUUGAGUGAUGAAAAUUUUAAUGAUUUUGCAAGAAUGACUUGUCAAGAAAUUGACGUUGGUUUUGUUAGUCACAUAUAUGCAAUGCGAUUAACACAUACUGGUGAAGAUGGUUUUAUGAUUUAUAUUCCAUCAGAAUAUGCUUUAUGUGUGCACGAUAUGUUAAUGGAACAAGGUAAAGGUUAUGGAAUCAUCAAUGCUGGGCCUUGGAGUGGUGAACCUAUUUAUCGUAAUGGUGAAUUUUGUGGAUUUGUUACUUCUGCAGCGUUUGGCUUUACACUUGGAAAACAAGUCUGCUUAGGAUUUGUUCAUGCACCUUCUUCAGAAAAGAUCACAGUCAAUUAUAUUCGUAAAGCUACAUAUGAAAUUGAUAUAGCAACGAAACGAUUUAAAGCACGUCCUAAUGUCUAUCAACCAACUGAAAUGGGUCCUACAGUUCUACUAUAUACAAAUUAA